Molecule: messenger RNA, 2855 nt
Organism: Drosophila biarmipes
Lineage: Eukaryota; Metazoa; Arthropoda; Insecta; Diptera; Drosophilidae
Gene: unc-4
Product: homeobox protein unc-4
Exons: 4
Coding region: 328-2124 (598 amino acids)
Biological process (GO): regulation of DNA-templated transcription
Molecular function (GO): sequence-specific double-stranded DNA binding; DNA-binding transcription factor activity, RNA polymerase II-specific
Source: RefSeq, a predicted model, not a curated record
CUCUCUCGCCAGCGCUCUCGCUCCCGCCAGCCCGCCAGCCGCCACCCGCUCGCCCACUCGCUGGCCCGCAAAAAGCUGAUAAACCAAACCGAACUUUUGCCCAAGUGCAGUUUUAUUUAAUCAGUGUUCGAGUCGCGUUGUUCGGUUAGCGCCGCCGACGGCCCAGAAGCUCAGAGCACACACAGAGCCCCCCACACACAUUGUGCUGUUGUGCUGAAUGAGAAACACCUAUUUUUUUCAAGUCUGCGCGAGUGAACCGAGAAACAGAAAACCCCGUCGAGGCUGUGCACAAGUGGACCUGCUCCAUGGCCUAGACCACAGACCAUAAUGGUUUUGGAGACCUCCGAGGGCGACACCAAAAAGUUCCUGACCAACAACAACCACUCGGGUGCCAGCCGAAGCAACAACAACCACAGCGACCACCACAGCCCCAAGGAAGCCGCGGAAGAGCCUGCUGCAAGGAGUAGCAGCAGUAGCAGUAGUGCUAGUGCCAGUGCCAGUGUCCACCGGAGUUCCAGUUCCAGCUGCAGUGCCAGCCAGCACCCCCUGCUCGGCGGAUCCGCUUCCAGCGCCACAGCCGCCUCCGGCUGCGGCAUGCCCUCCGAGGGCCUGCACCCGACGGCCGCCCUCCAGCUGUACGCCGCCGCCGCCCAACUGGCCCCCGGCGGCGUGCGCGUCCCGCCCUGGGGUCCCUUCCUGCAGUUCGGCGUGCCCGGCGUCUUCGGCCCCAACGGGCCCUUCCUGGGGCGCCCCCGCUUCGAUGCGGCCGCCGGGGCCGGCGGUCAUCCCAACUCCGCCGCCGCCGCCGCGGCCGCCACGCAAAUGGCGGCGGUAAACGCGAGCAACGCGUUCGCCAACCUAACGGGACUGAGUGCGGCGGCCCUGCGGAACGUGAGCGCCGCCCAGACGACGGCGGUGGCGGCGGUUGCCAGCACAGUGGCCACCAUCCAGCACCGACUGAUGAUCGGCAACCGGCAGAGCCUGCCGCCGGCGGGACCGCCCAGCGAAGGGUCCAACGAGGACGGCGGUUUUCCCGGGGACGGCGACGACGACAGCAGUGCGGCCAAGCGACGGAGGUCGCGGACCAACUUCAACUCCUGGCAACUGGAGGAGCUGGAGAGGGCCUUUUCCGCCAGCCACUACCCGGACAUCUUCAUGCGGGAGGCCCUGGCCAUGAGGCUGGACCUCAAGGAGUCGCGAGUUGCGGUAUGGUUCCAGAAUCGACGAGCCAAGGUGCGUAAGCGCGAGCACACGAAGAAGGGUCCUGGCCGCCCCGCCCACAACGCCCAGCCGCAGACCUGCAGCGGCGAGCCCAUUCCGCCCAACGAGCUCAAGGCCAAAGAGCGAGCCCGUCGCCGAAAGAAACUGGCCAAGGCCAUUGACCGGCAGGCCCGGAAACUGCAGGCCAAGGGCAUCACCGUGGACCUGGAGGCCCUGAAGGCCGAGUACAUAUCACAGCACAAGGCGAACGGCACCUUCUCCGACUCGGAUCUCGAGGACGAUGGCAUCCAGAUCGACGUGGUGGGCGGCACAGACAGCGACGACGAGGGCGACAGCGACGCCGUCAGUCCGGUGCGCUUCGGCGGAGGAGGCUGCAACGCUGGAGGAGGAGGAGGAGGAGGCGGUGGCUCCCAGCAGAACUCGUCGAUCCAUUGUGGUGGCCUGGACAACGACGGCGACAGUUCGCGGGCGGGCAGCUUCAUCGGCGGAGGCGGCAGCCUGGGCAGCCCCAGUUCGGUGGCCCCGCCCUCCAUGCUCUCGAACGGGGCGGCCGGCGGCGGAGGAGGCGGCGGCUCCAUAUUCGGUAAGCUGGAGCCCAUGGACGGCAACGAGUCCGAGGAGCGGGACAGGGAGCGGGACUCGCCGAAGCCGCUGCUCUUCCCCGCCAAGGCCUUCCACCAACUGAACCUGCAGAGCAGCCAGCAGCAGCACCACGGCGGCCUGGUGGGUCAGGGGUCGGGCCACGGCCACGGGCACCACCACCACCAGCACCACCUUCACCAUGGCAGCGCCUCCGCCUCGGCGGCGGCGGCUGUGGCCAACCUGGUCCACCAGACGUCUCCGAUCAGCAUGCGCCGCAGCAAUCCCUUCAGCAUCGAGUCCCUGCUGUUCAACAACACGUGAGGCAACCACGCAAGGAUCACGAUCCACAUCCACCUGGACACCCCGGAACCAUUCUGCAUCCCCUUGAUUUUCGCGUUCCUAGAAUAUGUUGCUCAACUUCUCUCCAGUCCUGUCCACUCUCAGUUUUCACCACGUGUAUCUUCGGUUCAGAGCUUGAAUAUUCGCUAAGUGAUUUAUUUAUUCAAAUGUAUUCGUAAUGUAUUUUUUUUUGGUAUUUUUUUGUAGUACACCUUGUUCCCAGAGAGAGACUAAAUUAGUGUUGUAAAUGAAUUUAUUAUUUGUACUUCGUAAAUAUAAAUAAACCUUUUUUUUAGAGUGGCUGAUGCCCAAAGCAAUGCUUGAAACAUGAAUAAUAUAAUUAUGUAAUAGAGGUCUAUUAACUAAGGACAUUUUUUUUCAAACUGUGCGCAUGGCUGAGUGCGUGUAUUCGAGUGUGUGCGAGCGAAUGUGUAAAAAUGUAAUUUAAUUUAGCAAAACAAGAUGAAAUAACAAAGGGAAACACAAAGAGUUGCAUAGAAAACCACAAGUUAAGUAAGCGGAAUUUUUUUGUGCCGAAAGGAGCAGGCUAGUAUAUUACAAAUAUGAGAGAACCCACACAAUAUUACGUACAGACAUGCAAAAAGCGGCGAAGUGGCUGCUAAAAUUAUAUUGUAUCUAAAACCGAUUGUCAAACAAGAAUAAAUGCGAAUCUGUAAAGAGAGAAAAACCACAUAAACAACAAAUUACGAUUA